CUCUGCCAAAACUACGUAGCAUUACAAUAUUUUUUCCUCGUGGACAGUCUCAGAUUAUCUACGAAUUUUUUCAGCCGCUUUCGGACAUCGAACAAGUCAUCAAGCUAUCACACCAUUUUGAUGGGUACAAGACAGAUUCUUCUAAACUUGCUUUUACGGAUCCAAACCAUGGCUUCCAUUUUCCAAUAAAAAAGAAACAGCACAGAUAGGUUUAAAAUGGAGGAUAAAGAGCAAAUCCUUGAUGAAGACAAUGAUACUGUGGAAUCAGAACAGGAGCAGAGUGAAAAGCCUGAUGGAGGGUGGGGUUGGGUGGUUUGCUGUGGUACCUUCAGUGUCAACUUUAUAGUGUUUGGUAUUCAUAACUCAUUUGGUGUUGUGUACGAGUAUUUGGUAGAUGAACAACACAUGGGAGAAGCUGAGACAGCCUGGGUUGGUGCAAUGGCCGGUUCCCUCAACUUCUUGUGUGGUCCGCUGUGCAGUAUUUUGUGUGAUCGCUUUGGAUGUCGUCGAGUAGCGUUUGUUGGCGCCCUUCUAUCUGUAACUGGACUUUUUCUUACGUCGCUUGUGACUCGCUUGCAUUACAUGUACCUUACCUAUGGACUUCUUUGGGGGGUGGGGUCGAGUUUUUCCUUUGUACCUUCCAUCGUGAUGUUAGGUGAAUACUUUGAUAAAAGAUUAGCACUAGCAAAUGGAUUAGGUACCAGCGGAAGUGGAGUGGGUUCAUUGGUCGCCUCGCCUGCCAUCAAUUACUUACUCUGGGUCGUCGGAUGGAGUAAUUCUCUGCGCAUACUCAGUGGAGUCGCAGCGUUUCUUGUUGUGGCGUGCUUUCUCUAUAAACCGCUGAAAACAAGACAGCGUGACAGAGCCGUGACAAAACAGUGUAGCCAGUUGUGUGACGUUUCAAUUUGGAGGAACCGGGCUUACGUAGCCUGGGUACUAACAGUAGCGUUAUUUCAGUUCGGAUAUCCGGUCCCUUUCGUCCAUUUGGUGAAAUACGCCAAUGAUCUUGGUAUCCCGACUUCCAAGGGAGCAUGGCUGGUCGGUUUCCUUUCGAUCAUGUCUACUUUGGGGCGUGUGAUAUUCGGGAAGAUCUGUGAACAACGAUGGGUCAACAAAGUUUACGUCUAUCAGUUUUCAGUGUUUAUCAUAGGACUUAGCACGAUGAUCUGUCCAAUCACAGAAGGCUACGCGGGUCUCUUGACUUACUCUCUUGUGUUUGGUUUUUUCGAUGGAUGCUUUGUAGGGCAAGUGGCUGUAAUCACUGGAGAAAUUGCUGGAAAGAACAGGCUCUCACAAGCAGUGGGAAAUAUGUUUGGGGUGUUGGCCAUCCCCAUGAGUUUUGGACCACCGGUCGCUGGCUGGCUUUACGAAGCUACAGGUUCUUACCACCAGGCAUUCUUUGUGUGUGGAAGUGUGGGCAUCAUGGCUUCUCUGUUUGUCUUUGUCGUGUCUCGUUUGCAUCGAAAUCAAAGACAAUAUUACAUCUCCAGCAGGAGAGGAAGCAAAAAUACGGACUCAAAUAAAGACUGUAGGUAUGGAGGGAGUUUGGAAACUGAAAGUGAAAUGUCUAACAUGAUAAGGGGAGAGACGACAUCUCGUGAAGUCCUCAUCGUCGCAGAUAAAGAAACUGUUCUGUAGUUGCUUGUUUUGUGCGUCACGCAACUUCUUGAGUACGUUGCGUGACCAUGUUGUAGGUUUGGUUUUUUUUUUUUUUUUUAAUGACUACAGCGCGUUUCGAUCGUGUGUCGUUAAACGAAAACCAAAGUUAUCACAACAGCCAAUUAGAAAAAAAGGAAAAUAUCUCAAGGAGCCAAUGAGGACAUAGAAUAUCAUGAGCAAACUGCUUGAAGCGCGGGAAAACAGGCAUUUUUUAAAUUCAUUUUGCCGGUGUAAUGUUGUAGAAGUUUUCUUCUCCUUCUUCCCACGUGAAAUUGGUAUAACUUUCCUCAAAGAAAAUAAGUUUACCCGAACUUAAAGCAGUGGUGUAUAGAUAUAUAUGACCUUCAGGCUAAUGAGGAAAUUUGGAUUCUGAGCAUUUUCUUAAGGUGUUAUUUAACUUUUCCUACGUGUGACGUGGAUCGUGGAUCAUAUCACCACGUAAGAUCUUUGCUGUGAAAUUAUAUAUAUACAUAUAUAUAUAUGGGUUGGGUUUGUGUGUGUGUGUAUAUAUAUUUUUAAUUGGAAUUAAUGUGAGUGAUUACGCAUUUUUAAGGGAGCCUUCGGUAGCUUCCUUUUCUGAUCGUUGUUUUUUUGUUUUGUUUUUUCGCGUCGUCAAAUUUAAGCGUGGGUUUUAUUUAUGUUGAGUGCACACUUUCUCUGAAGAUAUUUAACGCGGAAAAGCCUGUUUUACUAUGGGUUACUUGUGCAAACAUUUCUGGAAAUUUUUUAAGUACUUUGGAGAAAUGCUUGAUAAACUCUUGCGAGAGGAACAGAACUAGGAAAUUAUAACGAAAUAAUUAUUUAUGCAGACAUUAUUUACAUUUCUAUCUACAAGUCGCUUAUUUAAAUAAACGCCAGUGUUCUAUGUGUUUCUCAAGCAAAGGGUUGUGGAAAUAUUUUACUUACUGUGAGAGAAUGUUUUUUAUUUUAAAUUAUUUCAAAAUUAAUAUAAAAAUUUCGGCAGAGCGUAAAUACGAAAUUAUACUUUACGAGAAAAAUUUGUUUUCUUGAAAUGUUAUUCACAUUUCUAGCCACAGGUCGCGUAUCUAUUUGCACUUCGAUUGUAUUUAAAUGUGAGAAAAAAAAGGGUGUACUUCAGAUAAUUUAUUUUUGGAAGAGGCUAUUUAUUGCUAUCAAGCAAUCAUUAUUUAAUUAGACUGAUAUGAAAUAAAGCUUCAGUUCUAUGCAGGGAAUUGUUUAUUGCCAGA
This is a messenger RNA of Pocillopora damicornis (cauliflower coral), 2867 nucleotides long. Its product is annotated as monocarboxylate transporter 10. Gene Ontology annotation, biological process: transmembrane transport. Gene Ontology annotation, molecular function: transmembrane transporter activity. The record is from RefSeq and is a predicted model, not a curated record. NCBI's taxonomy places the organism in Eukaryota, Metazoa, Cnidaria, Anthozoa, Scleractinia, Pocilloporidae.